Canis lupus familiaris (dog) is the source of this 1331-nucleotide messenger RNA. It is a transcript of the gene ACRV1, whose product is annotated as acrosomal vesicle protein 1. Bases 102 to 1076 code for a protein of 324 amino acids. Lineage: Eukaryota; Metazoa; Chordata; Mammalia; Carnivora; Canidae. The record is from RefSeq and is a predicted model, not a curated record. The transcript has 4 exons.
UUCCCGGGAGCUGUAGCUUAGCAUUAGGAGCUUCUGCUCACAGUUUUCCUUCAUAGCUCUUGGGUGUCCUUCACCAGGGUCUCCUCUUUCCCAAAAUCCAGAUGAAGUUUCUCUUACUAAUGAGUCUUUAUCUGAUUGGAUAUGCCAGAGGAGCAUCAGGUCAGCCUGAUGAGCCUCCUGGCUCUAUGGAUCAUCAAGCUUCAGUUCAGCAACUUUCAGGUGAGUACUUUUCACUUGGAAACCCAUCAGAUGGUGAGGCUUUAUAUGAGACUGCUGCAGGUGAGAACACUUUAAGUGAGCACACUUCAGGUGAGCAUACUUCCGUUGAGCACUUUUCAGCUGAACAUUCUUCAACUGAGCAUACUUCAGGUGAGCACACUUCAGGUGAACACACUUCAGGUGAACGUGCUACGGGUGAACACACCUCUAGUGAACAUGCUACAAGUGAGCACACUUCUGGUGAACAGCCUUCUGGUGAACAGCCUUCCGGUGAAAAGUCUUCAGGUGAACAGCCUUCCGGUGAAAAGUCUUCAGGUGAACAGCCUUCCGGUGAACAGUCUUCUGGUGAAAAACCUUCAGCUGAACAAACUUCAGGUGAACAGGCUGUAGCUGAAAAGCCUUCAGGUGAACAGGCUGUAGCUGAAAAGCCUUCAGGUGAACAGGCUGUAGCUGAAAGGCCAUCAGGUGAACAAGCUUCCAAUGAGAAGGCUUACAGUGAACAGGCUUCAGCUGAACAAGCUUCAGCUGAACAGGCUUCAAGUGAACAGGCUUCAGGUGAAAAGCCACUGGGUGAACAGCCUUCAGGCAUUCCACCUUCAAGCACAUUUUCAGGCCCAAUAUUAAAUUGUCACACAUGCUCAUAUAUGAAUGAUCAAGGAAAAUGUCUUCGUGGAGAGGGAGUCUGCUCCACUCAGAAUUCCCAGCAGUGCAUGUUAAAGAAGAUCUUUGAAGGUGGAAAACUCCAAUUCAUGGUUCAGGGAUGUGAAAACAUGUGCCCAUCUAUGAAUCUCUUCUCCCAUGGAACCAGGAUGCAAAUUAUAUGUUGUCGGAACCAAUCUUUCUGCAACAAGAUCUAGAAGCCUGUGCCCUUGCUUCCUACCCUGACUCAGGCAGCAAAAAUCCUCCAUCACCCAAUAUGGCCCAAUUUAUGUUUUGUUUCUUCCCCAGUCAACAACUAAUUACAUCUGCCUCUGAGUGUUAAACAGAAUGUGCAAAUACUUCACUUUUCUUCUCCUAUCCAUGCUGUUUCCCAUUUUUCUCUGUCAUCUGUCUUCCCUUACCCCAUCUCUCAACAUUCUUUUCUUUCUCAAUAAAUUCCGCAUGGUCAAGAA